This is a messenger RNA of Miniopterus natalensis, 1187 nucleotides long. It is a transcript of the gene NEUROD6, whose product is annotated as neuronal differentiation 6. The record is from RefSeq and is a predicted model, not a curated record. Gene Ontology annotation, cellular component: nucleus. Gene Ontology annotation, molecular function: DNA-binding transcription factor activity, RNA polymerase II-specific; protein dimerization activity; E-box binding. Gene Ontology annotation, biological process: positive regulation of transcription by RNA polymerase II; nervous system development; sensory organ development. NCBI's taxonomy places the organism in Eukaryota, Metazoa, Chordata, Mammalia, Chiroptera, Miniopteridae.
UUUUUAGAGAUCAAUGAGAUAGUGCAGAUACACACAGACCUAGAGACUCCAGGAGACGAUGCGACACUCAGCCUGAAAAGAUCUGGAAGAUCCAAAAUGAAAACUGAUUAUUGAAUGAAAUUAAAACCUAAGGUAAUUUGAGAUUAGAGAACCAUGCUAACACUCCCGUUUGAUGAGUCUGUUGUCAUGCCCGAAUCCCAGAUGUGCAGAAAGUUUUCUAGAGAAUGCGAGGACCAGAAGCAAAUGAAGAAGCCGGACAGCUUUUCCAAACAGAUUGUCCUUCGAGGAAAGAGCAUCAAAAGGGCCCCCGGAGAAGAAACCGAGAGAGAGGAAGAAGAGGAAGACAGGGAAGAGGAAGGUGAAAACGGUCUGCCCAGGAGGAGGGGUCUUAGGAAAAAAAAGACGACCAAGCUGCGGCUGGAGAGGGUCAAGUUCAGGAGGCAGGAGGCCAACGCGAGGGAGCGGAACAGGAUGCACGGCCUCAACGACGCGCUGGACAAUUUGCGCAAGGUGGUCCCCUGUUACUCCAAAACCCAGAAACUGUCCAAAAUAGAAACUCUACGACUGGCCAAAAACUACAUCUGGGCGCUUUCGGAAAUCCUAAGAAUUGGCAAGAGACCCGAUCUGCUCACCUUCGUCCAGAACUUGUGCAAAGGUCUUUCCCAGCCAACUACAAACUUGGUGGCAGGCUGCUUGCAGCUCAACGCCAGGAGCUUCCUGAUGGGGCAGGGCGGGGAGGCUGCCCACCACGCCAGGGCGCCCUACUCCACCUUCUACCCACCCUACCACAGCCCUGAGCUCGCCACCCCCCCGGGGCACGGGACUCUCGAGAAUUCCAAGUCCAUGAAACCCUAUAACUACUGCAGUGCGUAUGAAUCCUUCUAUGAAAGCACUUCCCCUGAGUGUGCCAGCCCCCAGUUCGAAGGUCCCCUAAGUCCCCCCUCGAUUAACUAUAAUGGCAUAUUCUCCCUGAAGCAAGAAGAAACCUUGGACUAUGGCAAAAAUUACAAUUACGGCAUGCAUUACUGUGCAGUGCCACCCAGGGGUCCCCUUGGGCAGGGUGCCAUGUUCAGGUUGCCCACCGACAGCCACUUCCCUUACGACCUGCAUCUGCGCAGCCAGUCUCUCACCAUGCAGGAUGAAUUAAAUGCAGUUUUUCAUAAUUAAUGAGGAAAAUGAGAAUAAAC